AUGCCGAUCAGACGUUCUUUCACUGAUCUGGAGCUGAACUUAAGUGUUAGACGAGACUUUGGGAGUCACAUGAGGGAGCAGCUGAAGGCUCAUCCCGUUCCUCCUCACACAAAGGAGCACAUACCAUCCUCCAUCAGCAUGAUCCUGCUGAUGGAGGAGGUCCUUUCCAGGUCCCCCCCGUAUGAUGAGCUGUCUCCUGGCAUCUCCUCCUCACUCUGUGCUCAGAGACACAGCAAACCUCAUGAUGACACCCAUGGAUGUCCUCGCCUGUUCCACCUGAGAGGCUGCAGGAGCCUCGACCCCGACCAGAUGAGCGUUUCCACAGAGUUCAGCUACCAGACCGAGUCUGACUGGACGUCCGUGAUCAGCCUCGACAUGAACGCGGCGCCGGGAAGCCCGAUGUCAUCCUCCAAACACUCCAAGAGUUCGGAGGAGAAGAAAUCAGUGUUCGUCCGUUUCACCAACUUCUUCAGCUCCAAGAGGAAGAAGAGCAGCAGCCGGAAUCAUUCGAGCACCUCCACCGACAGCUCCCCGGCAUCCCCCUUGUCUCCAUGUUCGGCCCAAUCUGAGCCAGAAAAUGGGUUAAAUGCUGAGCACAGCGACACUGUGAGCCAGAGCUCCAGCCGGAGUGCCUCCAGCAGGGCCUCGCAGGUCACAGUAGAGGCGGACUUGCCGUUUGCAGACAGUAACAGCACCGGGAGAAGCAGCGUGAAGGAGCUGGAUGCAAUCAUGACUUCCACAGACCCUGCAUCUGCCACCGAGCCAGAUCCAGAUCCCGGUUUGAAGUCAGAAGUGGGCUUCGCUGAAUCCGUGGUGGAGGAAGUGAGCAAACGGCUGCAGGUGAAUUUGGAACAAAAAGUACUGAAGAGACCAGAGAGCAGCAGUGAGGAUGAUAUCAUCAGCCCGACCACACUGACGUCACUUCAGAUCCCACUUUCCAAGGCUGUGGAGUCCCCAAAGUCUCCUAACCUAACCUCCAUAAGCUUAGCAUCAAAGAAAGCAUCGGUGAAGGUUGGAGAGAAGGGCCACAGCACGGCGCUGAGAGGAAUAACUUUGUUCAAACAGGAGGGAAAGCCUCCGGACUGGAAGAGGGAAAACUCAGGAGGACCCAGGACGAGCACUCGAAUAUCCACCAGCAGCCUGUCGGGGGAAAGUGCAACCACGAGAGAGGAAAAACCCCGAGGCAAGUCUCCUGUCUUGUUCCACAAAGCCAUAUGGGUGGAGACACACCUGGGAGAGGAGGAGGUGGAGUGGGAGAAAGAAAGGGAUGUAAUGAAAAAGGAGGAGGGCUUUAGAGCAGACUCGCCUCCUCAUUUGGCCGUACCUGCCACAGUAAUUCCAGAGGACGACUCAGAGAAUGAGGGAGCACCAGAGAGCCCUCCCACCCCCUCAGAGACUCCUCCGCUCAGUGGCAGCCUGCCACAUUCACUCUUCUCCCUGUCACAGACUGUGGGGGAGGUUCAGACCCCCACGGAGCAGCCGGAGGGGCCGGACACAGACUCAACAAGGAGUUCUCCUCCGGUUCAGGAGCGACACCGGACAAGAUCAAGCCGGGUCACACGCAGGACUGUGAGUCUGCCUUCGAAGAGCAAAGCUGUUGCCGAGGUGCACACCGGCCCCAAGCCAAGUGUGGACGAAGGCUCAACUUCAAAGAGCUCAAACACAACAGAGGCGAAACCAUGGCUGAUCCUCCAAAACAACAACGAUGCUGAUUUUAAGGACACAACCCUCGAUUGGCCCACACGAGAAGACGAGUCUUCACCCUCUGAGGCAAUUACUCCGGAAGCCAUAGUUAAAGGUAAAACAGACUUGGAGGCCUCAGACUUCGAUGACACUUCUGCAGCAUCAGACAUGUACAAAAAGAAGCCAGCAGCUGCAGAAGCAGCGGCGAGAGGCCAAGCAGCCGACCAGGCUGCAGCCCAGAAACGAGGAGUUAUAGGAGCAGCAGAAAGCCGGCAUACCACGGCGAGUGGAACAAAGACCCCGACCUCUGCAGCUGGAAACAAGGCCAAGAAUGUCCCAACAAAGGCAAAGGGCUCCACAGAGGGCACAAAAGUGGAAACUUCCAGUGAUAAUUCAACACAAAGAGACAGAGCGGUUGUUAUGUUGCCAGCAUUAAAAGACCAAACCCGCGCUCCCUCCGGUGCUGCGGGUUCAAAGUCUAAAAUCCCCAAAAGAUCAACAUCAGACGCAGACGUGAAAUCGCCAGUGACACCAGAUAAGACAUCGGCGCCGGACACCUCAGGGCCCAAACUACAAAAACAACCUAGGACCAAAGAGACUCUGAAAUCUCCAACAACUGCAGCCAGACCUGGAAGGAAACCAAGCUUUGAGGAAACCAAAGGAGGAAAAUCGGUGUCGGGGAACAUUUCUCCCACGAAAACUAGGACCGGAACAAAACUCAGUAAGGACAAAUCAGAUGAGGACUUUGAGUCUGUGAACUUGCUAAAUGACGUGGAAAAUGAGGAGAGAAGCGGUAAAAGUGGACACCCACCACACGGGGAAAGUCCGGACGUCAAAAAAACACAGCAGCAGAACGAUGUGGAGAGCCGGCUGCCCGUUUCAUCUCCGACGAGAAAGAAGGUUGAUAUAACCCAUAGAAGGGUUUCAUCGGGUCAGAUGGACUCGGACAGACCUAAAACAGUCCAGAAGACAAGUCGAGAGCAGAAAGAUGCAACAGCUGACGAGAGUCCUGGGAGUGAGACGCCGCCACCGCUACCCGAAAGUCCAAAGAAAGCAGGAAAUGUCCCACCAGUGAAACCACCCAAAACCUUUUCUAAAAGAAUCCAUGGUGAGAGCGAUACUCCGACCUCCAACAUCUCUCCACCUCCCACCAAACAAGAGAAAACCGUCUCAUCAAGGAUCUUUAAAUGGAACGAAAACAUCAAACAGCACCAAAAAAUGCCUGCAAAAGAUUCCCCUGAGACUUCGUCGUCUGUGAGCAAACUUCCCACAAGAGGCCAGAGAAGCUCCAAUAAACUAAAACCCAGACAACGUUCCCAAAGUGGGAAUUCUGAGGACUCAAAUCACAACACAUCGACAGAGACGGAUGUAAAAGCACCUGAAAGCGUCACGGCGAAUGAGCGUGACAGUAAAGACGUAUUUAAAUUCAAGUCGGAGGGAGAGGAAUGUAUUAUAAAACACACCGAUGAAACCAAAGUGAAAGAAAAAGAGAUCGGAACCAGUACAGCAACUGAAGACAUUUCAAACAUCCAGCGGUUGCAAAACAGCGACGCAGUUAUUACAGAAAGUGCUCCGGACACAGGAGCCGAGGUGCAGUUGAGCUGCGAGAUCGACAAAGCAAUUCAGUCUCAAGUUACUGAUGGAAGUCGAGCGGAAAACGUGUCUGUUAUUCAAAAUAAAAACACAACACGAGAACCGAAAUCCCCGUCACUGAAAACACUGAAGCUAACAGGAAACAUGAAUAAAAACACGGCACCACGAACUCACGACACAAAACAAGCUCCUGAGGAUGAAGCUGACAUGCUAAGCAAACCCGCUGAGGGUGACAGCGUUCAAAGGGAGAUACGUGGACGUAUUCCUGGUAAUAAAAUAAAAGCAUUCACUUCCAAGCAAAACAUAAACGGCAGCAGUUUUCCUGCUAAACUGAUGUCAAAGGAUGACUCAGAUCAGUCUAAACCAGCCAAUACAGAGCAGCAAAAGGCUUUAUCAACGGAGGAUCAAUUAACAAACAAUAGGGACACGUCCCUGACAUUAAACAGGGCCUUAGCAAAAGAUGUUGAAGUAGAGGAGAAAAGCAAAGAGGAGGGUGGCAGGAAACCAGCAGAGAGGUUGGGCAUUCAAACAGAGGCUGUGACUGUUGGUGAAUUGUCCAAGAAUGUUGAAAAUCAGUUGCACAAAGAGGCUCUUUUACUCGCAGGAGGAUCUGAAGGGAAAGGCUCAAAACCAAAUGAAACGCUCAGUGACACAGCAGUGGAAAGCACUGAGUCACAGAAUAGUUGCAAAGAGGCGCUCAAGGGCAUAACCGCAGAGAGAGCCAUAAGAAAUUCAGAGAAAUCAGCACAUCUGUCAUCAGAGGACAGAGGUUUAUCAGCUGAAUCCAAGGAAGAAACACACACAGGGAUUACAAACGCUCUGAAAGAACAAACGAGGGAGGAGCGAGCAAUACUCCAUGAAACUACAAAACAGCAGCCUGAGAUGUCUUUGAAAGAAAACACAGAGAGCAGCGGUGAGAAAACAAAAGCAUCAGAAGUGAAAAAUGAAUCCAAACUGCUUCUGACAAAAAAUGAGGAAGUCGGAGGUGAAGACACAAGUCUGGACGACAAACAUGACAGAGAUGUAAAAGGAAAACGAACUCCAGAAGUAAAAGACAUGAACAUGUUCGAUGCUGAAGCUGAUAAAGAAAAGAAGACUUUAUUGAACGUGGCUCAAGAAAACAAGAAGGCGGCCGCUGCUAAAGACCAAGGUGAGGACAUUACAAUAAAGGCUAAUCUAAAUCAGGACCUUGCAGAGGUGAAAGCCUCAAAGAAGACAUCAGAAAAACAUAUUUUAAAAUCAGAUACAACUAAAGAAGUAAAAGCUGCCAGCACUGAAGCUACAGAGGAUUUGUCAAUGCAUAGCUUGGUGAGUGUGACUGAAGCUGUGAAUGCUGAUAUUAAAUCUAACAUCCAGGAAGACCAAAAGUCCAUAAUUGUUGGAGACCUGGAUAAGGACACAACAAAACCAGUCAAAGAUCCAGAUGAUAAAUUAGACCAGAAACCAGAAAUGGUAAAAACUGGAGGUCAGGAGAAGAUGCUGAAGAGCCGGAAUAUGGAUGUUAUUCAAGACCAGACUUCUCUAAGUACUGAAGACACCAAAGAAAAAACCAAAACCAGUGACCUGUCAGUGGACAGUCUGGGGAAUGAUGCAGUGACUGCAGAUAAUGAAGUUGAACUUCGAGGUGAAAGUAUAACAAAACCAGCCCAAGAAAAAUCACUUCAAGAGAAGACAUUGGAGAGCCAAGAAAAGGUGAUAGUUCAAGAACUGAUCUCAGUAAACACUAGUACAGAAGGUACCAGAGAAAAGACAGAAGUCAGUGAUUCAUCAGUAGAAAGCCUGAAAAAGGAGAUGGGCGAUAUGAAUGCUAAUAUGAAUGCUAAUAGUGUUAGCAAACAACAGACUGACCAAGAUGGAAAUGUUACCAAACCAGAGAUUAACCAAUCAACAGGUUCAAAAACCAAAGAAAAGACAGAAAACAAGGAUGGUAACAAAUCUGGUCUAAAAUCUGGUCUGAAAAAGCGAGUGGGAAUAGUACAACCAGAGUCUGUCGUGCAGGCAGAAAUCCAGAUUCAAGACCUAAAGGCUGUCUGUGUGGAACCUAAAGACAAGAAUGAGACCAAGGAUUCAUCAGCAGAAAGCUUGGUGAACAAGCCAAGAACUUUGGGUACUAACAGUGAUGCUGGAAUCCAACAGGACCUGAAGUCUGUAAAGGUUGAAGUUGACAACAAAGAGGAACUGACCGAAUCUAAACUUUAUGAAUCUGAACAGAAACCAGAGACGGUCGGAGCAGAAGUUCAGGUUAAAACAACAGAGAUCCCAAAUACAGACGCAACCCAAGAACUGACCUCAGGUGGCUCUGAAGGUGCCAAUGAAAAGACUGAAGUCAAAGUUGCAUCAACUGCAAAUGCUGAUAAUGAUGUUAGUAAACAGCAGGUCCAGGCUCCUGUAACCGUUAACAACCAAGAUGGGAGCAUAACGAAACAAGAGAGUGACAAAUCAGCAGAAUCCACAAGUCCAACAUCUGCUCUAAAAGCAGAAUCUCUGCAGGAGGCAGCAGAAAGUCAAAAUCAGGACCUAAAGGAUGCUGAUGAAGCUGAAGAGAAAGGUGACACCAAGGAUUCAUUUGCAGAAAGCUCAGUAAAUAAGACGGCGGCUUUGCAGACUCAUAGUGAUGCUGGAAUCCAACCUGUAAAGGCUGAAGUCCAAGACCAGAAAGAACUGACAGAAUCUAAACUUCAUGAAUCUGAACAGAAACCAGAGACGGUCAGAGCACAAGUUCAGGUUAAGACAACAGAGAUCCAAAAUACAGACGCAACCCAAGAACUGACCUCAGGUGGCUCUAGUACUGAAGGUGCCAAUGAAAAAACCGAAGUCAAAGUUGCGACAACUGCAAAUGCUGAUAAUGAUGUUAGCAAACAGCAGGUCCAGGCUCCUGAAACCAAGGAUUCAUUAGCAGAGAGCCUGGUGAGUGAGGUGGCAACUAAAGUUAGCGACAAGCAGAAUGCAGACAUGACAAAACCAGAACUGAAUAAUUCAACAGAAUCCAAAUGUCCACAACCUGGUCUACAACAGGGACCAGAGACUGCAAAGACAGAAUCUACAGAUGACAUGGAAAGCAAAACUCAGGGUUCUGUGGAAAAUAAAGGGAGUCCUGACUCCAAGAUCUCAUCAGCAGAGAGUUUGGAAAAUGAAAAGGCUAACAAUGAAAUUAGCAGUCAAAAGGACCAGAAGAGCACACCUGUCAAAGUUGUGCAAAUAAAGAAACCAGAGACAAUUACUGAACCUCACACAGCUCCAGGUACUAACCAGGAACCGGAAUCAAAGGCUGUAGCAACAAAGGAUCUGAAGAAAACAACUAAAGAUCCUGAAUUAACUGUAACAUCAAGUGUUUCCAUGGCUGGAAAAGCAGCUGGCAAACAGGAACAGAAAAACCUCAUUAAAGAGGUUGUUGGAGUGGAUGAGAAACUAAAGGCUUCAAAGAUGAAUGCCAAGAAAGAAUCACCCACGGUUGGUUCCAGCGAGGUGUUCCUGAAGGACAAAGACACAAAAGAAAAAAGAGAAACAGAUGUUCUAGGUAGUGCUUUCAAAAAAGGACUACAGACUGCAGAGAAAUCAUCCACUUCAUCCCCAAGUCUGCAAUCAAAUGCAGACUUUCCUUCCAGCUGGUUAGAUGUGGAAUCUCAUCAGAAGAAGAGAAGGGUCCACAAAAGAAGAUUUAACAAGUCCGCUAGUGUGGAUGACCCUCUUGAUGCCGAUGAUUUUAUCAGGAACAUUAAGGAAGGUGGGAUGCCUUUCGCACUGCCUCCAAAGAAGCAUGUUCAUAAAAAGUCUCAACCUCCACAUUUUGUCUUGCCGGCCAUUAAGGAGGACCACUUCGAGAAAACGUUCGAUCCUGAGGAAUUCCAGUUUGGCUUAAGGAAAAAUGGACGAACCUUUAUUGACCUUUUACCUACGACAAUUCUUAAACAAAAGGGAAAUCAAAGGAAUGGCCAAACUCUGGAAAAAAAUGCCACACCCACUCUUGAACAGCAAGCAAAAACACUUGAUGAGGUUGAAGGUAAAUCUGCACUCCAGGAGGGGGCCAAAGCUGAAGCAGGAAAAGAGGGGCAAGACAAUGGAGAAGAGCCUGUGAAGCUUACGUCAAGACUUAAUAAGAUUUCCAUCCUCUCCAGCUUACUUACCACUCGUUCCACCAGGAAGAGUACAGAGGAAGUUUCCUCUGCCUCAAAUAGCACACCUUCCUCUGACCAGCAGCAGGGCAUGCCCUCACUCAGAAAUGUGGAAGCUGCUGAUUCAUCAAAGCCUGAGGCCACACACAUGGGUGGGACAGGCGUAGAUCAAAGCCCGGUCACAGGAGGUGGUACAGGAAGAGUUAGUGAGUCAGUCGUUAGCUCCUCCUCUCCUCCUCCUCUUGUGCUGCCCUCGUUCUCUGACAUAAAGCUGCCUGAACAUUUAGAGAAAUUACUGAAGAAGAACAAAAAAGAAACGGAGACCUCCACAGCGCAGACAAUUCAAACUAACCAGAAUACAAAGGAGAGCAUCGCUAUGGACCAGGACCUGAUAGCAGGUCUAUCUAAAGUGGAUCUGAACCUGAAGAGCCCUGAAGAACUUCCUCCAAUCACCAACUACAUCCAGCAGCGCCCUCCAAAUGGAUUUCAAAAGACAACUUCAAAGCCAAAGAUUCCUGCAGUAAGAGGGUUCCACAAAAGGCCUGGAAAGAUCAUCAUACAUGAGCAUGCUCAGUUUGGAGGAGAGGCCUUUGAGCUCUACUCUGAUGUAGAAGAUGCCACCACCAUGAAGCUGUCCCCCAUCAUAUCAGUCAGAGUCAUCAGAGGAUGCUGGGUCCUGUAUGAGAAGCCUGGUUUCCAGGGCCGUAUCAUCGCUCUGGAAGAAGGUCCUACAGAUGGCAUCGUGAAUGUCUGGGCAGAGGAGGAAAGUCCUGCAACGCUAGAUGAGAUAGGUGAAGCUAUUCCCACAGCGCCUGUGGUCAUCGGCUCCAUUCGACUGGCAGUGAGGGACUACAGCAUGCCCCAGAUUGACCUGUUCUCGGAGGUGAACGGCUUGGGCAGGAUGGCGUCCUACUUUGACGACACCGUAGAGGUCAGCUCCUAUGGCAUCCCACAGACCACCGGCUCCAUUAAGGUUCAUUCUGGAGUCUGGCUGGUGUACACCGAUCCAGGGUUUGGAGGGUUCGUGGGCGUGCUGGAGGUGGGAGAGUAUCCCUGCCCGGAGGCCUGGGGCUUCCCUGAGCCCUUCGUAGGCUCGCUCCGACCCCUCCGAAUGGGGCCGAUAAAAGUGGAGCGUCCCAAUGAAGUCAAGGCCUUACUGUACGAAAAGCCCAACUUUGACGGCGAGUGUUUAGAGAUUCACAACGACAUCUACAACGUACAAGAGCCGGACGAAGAAUCCGACGAACCUGCUGUGAACAAGAAGACGCUGUGUGCAGUCGGGUCUCUGAAGGUCCUCGGAGGCCUCUGGGUGGGCUACCAGGAGGCAGACUUUGAAGGCCAGCAGUACAUCCUGGAGGAGGGGGAGUACCCUCACUGCAGCCACUGGGGGGGAUCUGAGGACGGGCUGCAGUCACUUCGGCCUGUAAUCGCAGUACGAUUCACUGCAGAGCUUGUGAUGCAGAUGAAAACAUGGAGGCUGUGGUUUCAUUUCUUAGCUGGUUGUCGUUGCAGGUGGGUGGCCUUUGAGAAGCCUGGGUUCAGCGGAGAACUCUACGUCCUGGAGAAAGGCAUGUACGCAAACCCGGAGGACUGGGGAGCUCAGAACUUCAGGAUCGCAUCCAUACAGCCCGUGUUCCACGACAGCAUGGGAACCACAAAAUUCAAGGUCCAGCUCUACUCUGAGGAGCACUUCCAGGGACGGCUGGUGUGUCUGGAGGACAGCGCGGCAGCUCUGGAUGAAGACUUCACACCCAGGUCCUGUAAGGUGCUGGCUGGCAGCUGGGUGGCACAUGAGGGAUCCCAGUUCACGGAGAACAUGUACAUCCUGGAGGAGGGGGAGUACCCCAGCACAGAGGCCAUGGGCUUCUUGUCCUCAGACUCGAGCUUCCGGUCCAUCCGGACUGCAGGACAUGAGUUCUCUCUGCCGUCCAUCGCCCUGUUCACGAAGGUGGGCUGCAGAGGUCGCAGGGUGGUGCUGACGCGCGAAGCUGUGAACCUGCAUCAGGCCGGCCUGGACGCUCGCAUACGCUCCCUGGUGGUGGACGGAGGAAUGUGGGUGUUGUAUGAGGGCAGUAACUACAGAGGUCGACAGCUGAUCCUCCAACCAAGCCAAGAGGCUGAUUUAUUUCAGCAUAGCGGCUUUCAGCGAAUUGGAUCCCUCCGGCCUUUACUGCAGGUAAGUCCUGACUGGCCCAUUUAACGCCAGCACCUGAGA
Molecule: messenger RNA, 9603 nt
Organism: Pundamilia nyererei
Lineage: Eukaryota; Metazoa; Chordata; Actinopteri; Cichliformes; Cichlidae
Gene: crybg1
Product: crystallin beta-gamma domain containing 1
Exons: 21
Coding region: 1-9588 (3195 amino acids)
Source: RefSeq, a predicted model, not a curated record